UCUGUAUUAGAUUAAUUAAAUUGGCAGAGGUAGAAAUAUAAUGGGAUAUGCAGGUAAUUGAAUAAUAAAUUAGUUAUGUUGUAAUCUUGACUGGUGUAGUUUCUUUUCAUACAACCACUAACAAAAUCUAUCCAUUCAUCCAAUUUAGUAAUAUUAAAACUCUUUUAAAAUUAUUAUAUAGUCUUAUUGUUUUCAGCUGUAAAGAUGCUCAUACACCUCAAGAGUCAUUUGACGGUUGGCUACCGUAUAUGGAAGCAGAGGACGUUAUAAUAUGGCGCAAAGAAUAUAAGCCAGGGCAGGGUCUUUAUGCAUACAAAGUGUACGGCAGGUAUAGAGAUGUACGCGCUGAGGACUUUGCCGCCGUACAAGUGGAUGGUGCGUACCGCCGCGUUUGGGACGCAGCGGUCGCCGCUCUCAGUGUGGUGGAGAGACACGCGCAGGGUGUAGUUGACCAGGCGGUGUUACACUGGGAAGUGUUAUGGCCGGUGAGUUUUUUUCUACCCUCCGAAAAUCAAAGUGAGGUUAUAACUGUCGUUAAGUUGUUUAUAUUAUGUUUGUGCGUUUUCUUAUUGUUAGUUUAAAUAUAUAUAUAUAUAUAUAUAUAUAUAUAUUCCUAUUUAUCAUUUUAAUGAAACCACUGGUUCAACACAAACGACCGGUUCCUAAAUUAAGACAAGUACAAAAUCUCAAUUGAUUAUUCUAAAUAAGGUUUAUAUUUUUGACAAGGCAAAAAGUACUAGUUUUUUCAUUAUAAAAAAAAACGAAUAACAGAAACGAAAACCUGUUUAUGUGACGUUUAAGUAUUGUACAAUCUGAGAUGUGCUUAUCUUUAAAUACUUAUUUCAGAAACCGGGUGAUAGCUUUUACGUUAUUAUUUAUAUUAAAAACAGUUUUUUUAAUUUACUUUGAAAUUGUUGUUGAUGAAUGAAUCGGUUUAUAAUGUGUUUGUUUUUAAUUAUUGAUAAUAAAUUAAGGGAUAAUACUGGUUUUAGUUAGGGUGACAGUGUUAUUGCUAAUAGUUACCCAAACGUCUGUACACUACGACGAAUCGACGAAGAAUGCGAACAGAUUGUGCUUUUAGUGGUAUUUAUAGCGGCUAGUAUCACUUUUAUGGGUUGUCACAUCCAAAUUAAAUCAAAAUCGUUUAUUCAGUCUAGGUUGUUACAGGGCACUUGUGAAAGUCGAAACUCUUUGCCAUCGGUUCGUAAGUGUAUGGCGGUAAACCUUGUACCGAGAAGAACUGGCAAGAAUUUCGGCAAUGGCUACUUUUUUUCUCUCCCAAGAUUAAAAAAAUUACUUUAUUAAAAUAUGAUGUCAUUUUCCAUCACUUUAUUAGAAAAUAUAAAAAAAAUAUUCUGUAUUUUUGAUAAUGUUAUAUUUUAUGAAUGGCUGCGGAAUGGAUGGAUGUAUGUAUGGAUAUACAUCCAUCCUUUCCGCAUGAUGGAUGUAUGUAUGGAUGGAUGUAUGUAUGGAUAUACAUCCAUCCUUUCCGCAUGGAUGUAAGGAUGUAAUAAAUAAUAAGUUUAAGCAUCCAAUUAAAUGAUUUACAUUCUGGGAACAAGGCUGAUGUUGUAUUACGUCUC
Molecule: messenger RNA, 1583 nt
Organism: Diatraea saccharalis (sugarcane borer)
Lineage: Eukaryota; Metazoa; Arthropoda; Insecta; Lepidoptera; Crambidae
Source: the annotation of a GenBank genome assembly